AGAAAUUGAGGUGAAUCUGGUGAAUACUGUGAAGUCGUAACAAAGGAAAGAAGAAGAAGAAGAAAGGAGAAGGAAGGAUGCAUCCCUACGCACACGAUUUGUCAUUAAUUGACAUAAAUUUCAGUUACGGUUACUCAUAUUCAGAUCCCAUUAUCAACCCCUUCGCACAUCAUCUUCACUCUUUUCAAAACGAUGAUAAUGAUCGCCCAGACGACACCGUUUUGUUCCAUCGCCACGACGGAACCUCCCCUCUUCCUUUCGGCAUGGAUUGGAGCCCUCCUCCUCGCAAAUGGGAUGGACGCAACACUGUUUGGCCGAUUCAUCCUCCUAAUGGUUGGAGUUUCUGUGUUACGGUUCCUUCAUGGGUUGCUGUUCCCCAAUCCAUAAAUUCUGAUCCUAUCGUGUUUUUCAGGGUUCAAGUUGGUAUACAAUCCCCGGAAGCAAUCACCACUACUCGAAUAGUAUUACGCAGAUUUAAUGAUUUCUUGAACUUGUUUUCUGAACUGAAAAAAGAAUUUCCCAUGAAAAAUCUGCCUCCAGCUCCACCAAAAAAGAUAUUGAGAAUCAAAAGCCAGACUCUUUUGGAAGAGAGACGGCGCUUAUUAGCGGAUUGGAUGGAAAAAUUGUUAUCGGACAUUGAUAUAUCAAGAAGUGCCCCAGCAGCAAUAUUUCUUGAGCUAGAAGCUGCUGCUAGAUCUUCAUUCCAUGAUGUGAAUCAGCAUAUUUCAGAUGAAACAUCUGCUAGUGGUACUCCACGAUCAUAUAUGUUCCAAGAUAACGCACAUGGUUCUGUAAAGGCUCAUAGUUCAACUGCUGCAUCCAAUUCUGGUAAUGAUACCCCUUAUGAGGUCUCUGAUCUAGGAACACCAAGGCAUGGAAAAGAUAAAUGUUCUUAUCAAGGCAGGGAUAAUUCAACAUUAGAACAUGACUUAAUUAAUCCAACUGAAACAACUGUUGAUCAUGCCACAUCCAGCAAAGACUCUAUUUAUGCGGAUAAUAGUACAGACAAAGUCACUGAGAUUCCUGCUGAUGCUAUUGCUCUUCGCCUUGAUGGAACUGAGUUUACACCUGCAGUACAAAAUGAUAAGUUGAAAGCUGAUGUCAAGAGACUGUCAACAGAAAGCAUUGGAAGUGAUAUAAGCUCUUCUAGGAAUACUGAAACAUCAAAUUCAACUGUGACCACUUUGCUUCAGGAUGCUUCCCAUAACCUUCCUGGGAUCCAUGAACCUUCCAGAAACUCAGAUUUAUUGGUGACUUUUCAUUUGGAUGAACGAAACAAGUUGAACAGAAUUCUUAAUACACAGAAGCAGAGACUGGCCACUGCAAAAACAGAUGUGGAGGAUCUUAUAGCAAGACUGAAUCAAGAAAUGGCUGCAAGACAGUAUCUCAUAACUAAGGUCAAAGAUUUGGAGGUUGAACUUGAAACAACUCGACUGAAUUGCAGAGAAAACAUGCAGCAAGCUGUUUUAAAUGAAAAGGAAAGGCUUACACAAAUGCAGUGGGACAUGGAGGAACUUCGAAGGAAAUGCCUGGAGACGGAAAUGAAAUUAAAAUUCGAAGAGGAUGAAAGGCUGCUAGCAGAAUCAACAAACGCAUCCAUCAUUCAGGAGAAGCAAAUGUUGCAGCAAGAAUUAGGUGUGGCUAGAGAACAAUUUGAGCACUUGCGGAAACAUCAUGAUGAAUUUGAGAUGAAAUCAAAGACAGAUGUGAAGUUGCUAAUAAAGGAAGUCAAGUCCCUUAGAAGUUCUCAGUUCGAACUGAAGCAGCAGCUCAGUGAAUUGAUGAAGGAAAAAGUAGACGUGGAGAAAAUUCUCCAGAAGGAAAAGCAAAGAAUGGAACUUUCUCAUAAUGCUAAUGCAAAAUUGCUGCAUGAAUGUGCAAUCCUUCAGAAGAGGCUUCAGGAGUGUAGUGUAAACUUCCUUGCUGAAGAGGAAGAUAAACUAAAUGUUGACACUUCGCCAUCUGAUGCUUUGGAUUUAUUAGCAACAUCAGAUAAUCGGAUAGGUCUCUUGCUUGCAGAGGCACAGCUCUUAGCACAAGAUGUAGAAAAUGCUGUUGCUGUGGAUGAGACCCGCAAUAUAACUACAGAUGAUACAGGGAUAACGUAUGAUGAAUUGAGGAAGAUGCUGGCAGAUAUGUUUGUAGACAAUGCCAGUUUAAGGAAACAAAUCAAUUCUGUUAUUCGUUGUGCUCUAAAUUCAAGUAUCAAAUCUGAGGGGGAUGAAGAAGAGGAAAUCCAUUUACAAAAAACUGUUCUAAGCAAGUUCUUAGAAAGAUGACAUGUUUUAUACUUCAUGCAUACCCU
Molecule: messenger RNA, 2305 nt
Organism: Gastrolobium bilobum
Lineage: Eukaryota; Viridiplantae; Streptophyta; Magnoliopsida; Fabales; Fabaceae
Product: PX domain-containing protein EREX
Exons: 10
Coding region: 78-2279 (733 amino acids)
Biological process (GO): protein transport
Molecular function (GO): phosphatidylinositol binding
Source: RefSeq, a predicted model, not a curated record